GUCUGCGGUAUCACGUCUACUUUCUAGCUCUUCAUUUGCAUCUUCAAACACAAUCCUUCUUUCCACGCCCAUCAACCAUUCAUCCCACCGCCCUACACCAUCCCCACUGAGUCGGUCCGUCUACGAAAUGGAAUAUCCCCAGAUCCCAGGAACCUCCCUCCUAUCCCAUCCGCCAGCAGCUCCUAUAUCAGCAACCUCCCCCCUCCCCCCAACUCUCACAAACCCCACCCCACCCACAUCAACCUCGAAAUCUAUCUUCGCCUUCUGGCACUCCGGCCUCGACACCCUCCCCCCCUACCUCCUCCGCAACAUCCUCGCCUGGCACCGCCGCUUCUCGCCCCUGGGCUGGACCAUCCACCUCCUAGACACCGUCCCGGACUCCCCACGCAACGUCUCAAACUACAUCGACACAACCUCUCCCGCCGUAGUCCCCGCCGCCUUCACCAACGGCACACUCGACGGCGCCUACGCCGCCCAGCACACCUCCGACCUCGUCCGCUACCCGCUGCUGCUAAAGUACGGCGGCGUCUACCUCGACGUCGGCGUCCUGCAGUUCGGCGACCUGGACCGUCUCUGGACGUGCGCCAUCGCCAAUCCAGCCUCGCCGUACGAGUUUGCUGGAUUCACUAUGGGCGAGGCCCCGGAACUGUCUAUCGUGAAUUUCUCGCUCAUGAGUCUGCCUGACAACCCGCUUGUGCGACGCGCGCAUUACAUUCUGCUCCGGCUCUGGGAGGGCAGGACGAAUACGACGGGUAUGCAUGCGCAUCCCCUGGUGAGGCAUGUGCCGCUGAUGCGUGUGCCGCGGGAAGUUGUGGUGGAUGAGGAGGGGAAGGGGAAGAUGGUGCUGGACGAUGCGGCGAUGACGGAUUAUGCGGCGCAGAUACAGUGUAUGGGGGCUGCGCAGCGAUGGCUGGAUGAAAAGGAUGGGUGGGAUGGACCGAGGUAUGUGCGCGAGAAGUGCUGGUUGCGCAGUAUGAUGGAUGGAGCGUUCGUUCACGAACAACUUACGAAUUGGAGCGGCGUGAAACAACACUAUCUACUGUCCCUGCCCUUGCCUAAGCCUGCAGAGCAGGAAAGUGAGGACCAGAAGCUAGCAAGGGGCUUAGUGGAGAAGGUGGUAGCGGAGAGUUGGUGCUUGAAGCUGGGCCACGGGUUCUCGGCGAAGUUGUUUGGCGGUGAUACGCUCGGGAUGCUAUGGAGGAAGAACGAGGGGAGUGAUUGUGCCGAGGGGAGUGAUUGUGCCGAGGGGACGUACGCGGGUUGGUUAAGAUGGGCAAAGGUGAAUUGCGUACAGAAUGACCCGCCACAGCCGAUGAAGAUUCCAGUCUACAAGCCCACGAUGGUGGGAAGGCUUGUUUAA
Molecule: messenger RNA, 1360 nt
Organism: Trematosphaeria pertusa
Lineage: Eukaryota; Fungi; Ascomycota; Dothideomycetes; Pleosporales; Trematosphaeriaceae
Exons: 2
Coding region: 128-1360 (410 amino acids)
Molecular function (GO): glycosyltransferase activity
Source: RefSeq, a predicted model, not a curated record